This is a messenger RNA of Photinus pyralis (common eastern firefly), 517 nucleotides long. RefSeq lists its product as uncharacterized. The transcript is spliced from 4 exons. The coding region runs from base 133 to 396 and encodes 87 amino acids. The record is from RefSeq and is a predicted model, not a curated record. Lineage: Eukaryota; Metazoa; Arthropoda; Insecta; Coleoptera; Lampyridae.
CAACACUAACACAUCACGACCGGCACCAACGCAAAUACAAAGUCCCUAACUUUAAAUUUUCUUUUCAAAAAAUCAAAAUACCAGAGUUUUGUUUUCAGACAAACGCAUACGGCACGGACGCAACGCAGUAACAUGGCAGCGAAAAUCGACGGAAUUUCUGAAACAGUAAAACAGGAUGACGACGAACAUCACCGUCCUUCGGAAAAUUGUAACGAGGUCCCACCAAAGAAAGUGCGCAGAAAAUCUGAGCCGAAAAUGAUCGAAAAUAUGAAGGAAUACUUGCAUAAUGAUAGUUUAGAAAAAUUGACAACGACCACUCUACGAUAUUGGCUGAAACAGCAUCAAGUGCAUUGUACCACAAGAGAGAAAAAAGAUGAUUUAAUGAAGAAGAAAUAAUUAGCACAGUUGAAGUAGGUACUUUAUUUAUUAAAUAAAUUUUGUAAAAAAGAAGCGGUUAACAUUUAAAGAUCCAUUACAACAUGUGCCCGGAAAAUUAAAUAUAUACAACUGACAGGCG